This is a messenger RNA of Protopterus annectens (West African lungfish), 1332 nucleotides long. RefSeq names its product THAP domain containing 2 (gene THAP2). The transcript has 4 exons. The coding region runs from base 132 to 848 and encodes 238 amino acids. The record is from RefSeq and is a predicted model, not a curated record. NCBI's taxonomy places the organism in Eukaryota, Metazoa, Chordata, Ceratodontiformes, Protopteridae.
UAAUGGCGUAAGAAGAGUGCUAGGUCGCCAUCUUAGUACAGAAAAAAUACGCCAUCUUACGUGAGGAGAUAUAGUUUUGCACAUUAUACAAUAUAUAUUAUAAUUUACUUGUAAUAUAUUUUUUUACUAAAAUGCCUACAAACUGUGCUGCUGCUGGCUGUACGUCUGUAUACAACAAAAAUAUUAAUAUCAGCUUUCACAGGUUUCCAUUAGAUCCUAAGAGGAGGAAGGAAUGGGUUCGACUUGUAAGAAGGAAGAAUUUUGUGCCAGGCAAAUACACUUUUCUUUGCUCAAAACAUUUUGAGCCAUCUUGUUUUGAUCUAACAGGCCAGACUAGGCGACUUCGAAUAGAUGCCAUUCCAACAAUUUUUGACUUUCGUGUGCACCUCAAAUCAAGAAAACCAAGAUUCAGAAAAGUCUUUCAGGACACUGAUUGUGAUGUCACCCAAACUGGACCUUCCAACUGUAUCCUUACUGGCAUCAAGCGACAGGUGAACCUUGAUCAUAGUUAUGCUUUCAAAAGCCCACUAGAAGCCAAACAUCGCAUAAUUAAAUUGGAGAAAGAAGUGGAAUGUCUGAGACGAAAAAUAAGAAUGUAUAUGCAGAAGGAACGAAGAGCUACAAGAAGAUGGCUAAAAAUGAAUUACCUUAUUAAAAGUUUGGAAGCAAAUGAUAUUCUACCAAAAGGAAUAGUAGAUGAAGUUCUACCAGCUGUGAUGAAAUCCCUUCCCUUGAAAGCGUUAGAAAGUAAAACAGGGAGGCAUCAUUUGUCUGUUGUACCAGUGUUUUGUUAUGAAGACACAGAACAGUUAUCUCAGUGUGAAAUACUGCUUCCAAUAGACUUAUAAGAAUAAUUUUAAUGAUUUUGUAUCAUAAGAACAUCUUUCUGGAUAUGAAAAUCCCAUCCCUCUGAUUUUGCUAAAGAUCCAUCUGGCAGUGUUUGUUUUUAGAAAUUCUUAAGUCAGUUCUGGUCCGGUUUGCAUACUAUAGAUUGCCCUAUGGCAGUUAAUGAUUUUUAGAAGAACUUUCAAAGCAGACGUAUAUGUUUACAAGACAGUGUCAACUUGUGCCUUUGUUUAGGAGCUGAGCAAGAUGUGUUGCUUGCUUUGCCAUGGAGCAGUCAUCCGUUUCUGAAGCUAUUCUGGGAAGCCUUGAUUUAGUAAUCCAGUUCAGCCAAUUCACUGAGGAGUACAGCAAAUUCACUGUCUUGCACAUAUGAAGUUUUAUGUCAGGUCUCUGUGUUCAUCAAUAAAAGUUCGUCUUUGUCGUGGUCUUACAUGAGUCCUGUGUUCAAGAGAUGUUUUUCGCUUCUUAAAAUGACCAGAAGAGGUC